UUGUGUGGGUUAAAGACGCCCCCCUGGCCAAGGCAGUGGGGAGGACAGAGCAGGCUGCUUCUGAUGCUACUCCAACGGCUGAAAAGAAAUCAAGGUUUGAGCGUCUGAAGGAAAGGAUGGAAGAAGAGAGGAAAGUUGAGCAUGAGCAUUUGAUGAGAAAAAUUCAGGAGUUGGAGAUUAUUAGAGAUGCCCCCCUGGCCAAGGCAGUGGUGAGGAGAGAGCAGGCUGCUUCUGAUGUUACUCCAACGGCUGAAAAAAAGUCAAGGUUUGAGCGUCUGAAGGAAAAGUUGGAAGGAGAGAGGAGAGCUGAGCAUGAGCACCUGAUAAAAAACAUUCAGGAGUUGGAAAUGAGCGUAAAGUGGGAGCAGAAUAAAUAUGCAGUCCAAGAGAAAGCUCUAAAGGAGAUGGCCAGAGGGAAUGAGAGGGCAGAGGCAGAAAAAGCUGCCCUCCAGGAGAUAAUUCAGAGACUGGUGAAGAAACAGGUGCGGACAGAGGAAGCCUGGGGGAAAAAGCAGGAAGACUGGACCAAGGCCAAAGCCAUGUUUUCAGACCAGUGGUCAAAACUGGAGAAGCUUUGGAAGAGGGAGAAAUCUGCUCUAAUAGAUAAUGCAGAGAGCUUUAAAAAGAUCAUCAAGGAUCUCCAGUGUGCCUCGAAAACAACAGAGGCAGAGAUCAAGAUGGCAGAGACAGAGAAAACUGCACUCCAGGAGAUCAUGCAGAGACUGGUGGUGAAAAUUGUCCAGACCGAGAAAGCCUGGGGAAAUGAGCAGAGAGACUGGGCCAAGGACAAGGCCAGGUUAUCAGACCAGAUGCAGAUGAUGGAGAUUGCUUGGAGCUUAAGAGAAGAUGGAUGGGCCAAACUGAUGCAACACAUGGAAGCGGAGAUAGCCCAGAAGAAGAUUCUGCAGGAAAAAGAGGCACAGGUGCACAGCAAAAGUGCAUGCCACAUUGGAAUAAGAGGCUACUUGAAGAAUAUAACCAAAAAGAGGAGGGAGAAAAAGGAGAGGGCGAAGGAAGACAAAUAUGGCCCCUAAA
Molecule: messenger RNA, 1035 nt
Organism: Coregonus clupeaformis (lake whitefish)
Lineage: Eukaryota; Metazoa; Chordata; Actinopteri; Salmoniformes; Salmonidae
Exons: 2
Coding region: 117-1034 (305 amino acids)
Source: RefSeq, a predicted model, not a curated record